Molecule: messenger RNA, 570 nt
Organism: Sphenostylis stenocarpa
Lineage: Eukaryota; Viridiplantae; Streptophyta; Magnoliopsida; Fabales; Fabaceae
Source: the annotation of a GenBank genome assembly
AUGAGUGGUCGCUUUUCUCGCACAAUUUACGUGGGCAACCUGCCUUCUGACAUAAGAGAGUCAGAAAUUGAAGAUCUAUUCUACAAGUAUGGCCGUAUAAUGGAUAUUGAAUUGAAGAUUCCUCCCCGCCCUCCAUGUUAUUGCUUUGUUGAGUUCGAUAAUGCUCGAGAUGCCGAAGAUGCAAUUCGAGGUAGAGAUGGAUACAACUUUGAUGGUUGUCGGUUAAGGGUGGAGCUUGCUCAUGGAGGUAGAGGACCAUCAUCAAGUGAUCGGCGUGGAUAUGGAGGUGGAGGUGGUGGUGGUGGUGGUGGGGGUGGUGGGGGUCGUUUUGGCAUCUCACGCCACUCUGAAUUUCGAGUUAUUGUUCGUGGACUGCCCUCUUCUGCAUCCUGGCAAGAUUUGAAGGAUCAUAUGCGAAAAGCUGGUGAUGUUUGUUUUGCUGAGGUUUCCCGUGAUAGUGAAGGGACUUUUGGCAUUGUUGAUUACACUAAUUAUGACGACAUGAAGUAUGCUAUUCGGAAACUGGAUGACACCGAGUUUAGAAAUCCUUGGGCAAGAGCUUAUAUUCGG